Messenger RNA from Scedosporium apiospermum, 1980 nucleotides. RefSeq lists its product as uncharacterized. NCBI's taxonomy places the organism in Eukaryota, Fungi, Ascomycota, Sordariomycetes, Microascales, Microascaceae. Gene Ontology annotation, molecular function: oxidoreductase activity, acting on CH-OH group of donors; flavin adenine dinucleotide binding. Bases 1 to 1980 code for a protein of 659 amino acids. The transcript has 3 exons. The record is from RefSeq and is a predicted model, not a curated record. Gene Ontology annotation, biological process: secondary metabolite biosynthetic process.
AUGGGGCGCUCGCUUUUCGGAUCUGUGGCCAUUGUGCUUGCUCUAGCGAUACCUCUUGGGACCGCUGCUCCCAGAGGCCUUCACAAAGCCCGAGUUCUCAAAGAGUCUGGAGAGCUGGAGGAUGCAUACGACUACAUCAUUGUCGGAGCCGGAACCGCAGGUCUUACCAUUGCCGACAGGCUUACAGAAGACGAAGAUGUCACUGUCCUGGUUGUCGAAUAUGGGCCUCUGAGCGAGUCUCCCAAAAUCGCCACCGUCCAAGGCGGCUUCAGUGGAAUGGAUUCGGAGUUCAUGUUUCCAACGCAAUCAGUCCCACAGGUGAACCUCGGUCACAGGCGCACCGCCGUCCUCGCCGGAAAGGUCGUAGGUGGCAGUUCUGCUGUAAAUGCCAUGAUGACAAUCCGUGGUUCUGCAGGAGACUACAAUCGAUGGGGUAAUUUCUUUGGCGAGGAUUCGGAGUGGAGUUGGGACGGACUAUUCCCCUACUUCAAGAAAGCAUUGACUUUUGUCCCACCGAAUGAAGACGUCGCAGCCGAGUCGGACAUUAUCUACGAUACGAGCUACUGGGGUGAUACGUCGGGUGUCAUCACGUCGUGGCCCUCGUUCCAGUAUCCCGGAACAGCCGCGCAAGUCGAGGCGUGGAAGGUGAUGCCCGGUGUUAACUUCACGCCAGACAGCGGUUCUGGACAGACUGGUGUUUUCUGGUACCCACAGUUCAUGGACCCUAAACUUGGCGAGCGAUCUUACGCUAGGACGGGCCACUACAGCAAUCUCGAGCGAUCCAACUAUCACCUCGUGACGAAUUCGAAGGUCAUACGGGUGGAGUUGGACGAUGGAGCGGCAACUGGUGUCUCUUUCCGACCCGGCGAUGAUCCCGAGGGAGGGAUCACCACAAUUUCGGCCAAGAAAGAGAUUAUCCUAUCUGCCGGUGCUGUUCACACUCCGCAAGUCAUGCAGCUUAGCGGCCUGGGACCGAAAGAUGUCUUGGAGGAGGCUGGUAUCGAGACUAUCGUAGAGCUGCCCGGCGUAGGCAAGAACUUCCAGGAUCAUCCCAUGAUCACGGCGAGAUUCACUCUCCGAAACUUUGACUUCAGCCCAUCGUCCAACGACUUAUUCGCCAAUAGCGAAUUCCGCAACUGGGCCAACGAGGUCUGGGAGGCUAACAAGACCGGCCCAUUCUCCAUCGCGACUGGGAAUGUGGCAGCAUGGCUUCCGUUCCCCGUUAUCUCUGAGCGUUACGAAGAGGUCGCCACUCUUCUGGAGGAGCAGGACCACGCGGCGUAUUUGCCCGAGGGCGCCGACGACACUGUUGCCGCUGGAUAUGCGGCCCAGAUGAAGUCCUACGCGGAAGCUCUCAGAUCCAACCACACAGCCUUCUACAACCUUGUGUUCACAGCUGGACCUUCUAAUGGCAUCCUUGUCGACCUUCACCCGCUCAGCCGAGGAACGAUCAAUGUCGACCCGAAGAACCCGGAAGGUAACGAGCCAAUUGUCGACUACCGUGCGCUGAGCAAUCCUCUUGACGCCGUAAUUAUGGCCGAUAUUCUGCGUUACACGCGUAAGUUCUACAUGGAGAAUAGCGUCAAUGCAGAGUAUGAUCCUACCGAGUCCCAACCAGGGGCCCGAGUGCAAACGGACGAGGAGAUGGCAAGUUACUUACAGCAGACGCUCUCGCCGACCGAGUACCACCCCGCGGGCACUUGUGCAAUGAUGCCACUCGAGCUCGGCGGUGUUGUGGACGAGCAGCUGAGGGUGUACGGCGUUAAGAAUUUGAGGAUCGCGGACGCCAGCAUCAUUCCGACGCUUCCAGGAGCGAACACGUGCCAGACCGUUUAUGCAAUUGCAGAGAAGGCUGCGGAUCUGAUCAAGGCCGGUGCAUCACGGGGAGAUUCUGAUGAGACUGAGGAGCCCGAAGCCGAGGUUGAGGAACCCGAGCCUGAAGAGCCUGAAGAACCCGAAGAACCAGCGUCAGAGGAUUGA